Cuscuta europaea is the source of this 1652-nucleotide messenger RNA. The record is from the annotation of a GenBank genome assembly. Lineage: Eukaryota; Viridiplantae; Streptophyta; Magnoliopsida; Solanales; Convolvulaceae.
AACUAACCUGCGCGCAGAGAAGAAAGAAGCGAAUAACGAAGAUUGAGGCAGAGCGUGAGACGAAGAAGGCUAGAACGGAGAACCUGUGAGCUGCGACGAAGACGAGAACACCAAGCCACCAGCCACCAGCCACGCCUUGUUCCGCCGUACACUCCGUGCUUCCGUUUUCCAGCGUCCUUCGACUCCUUUCUCUCUGGCUCUGCCUACGGCUCUGGCGCAGCCUGUUUGAAGUGAUAAAAAGCUGUUAAAGCAACAAACAAUAAAUGCAUUACUCCAUUUCAAACAUGACCUAUGUUGUCUGACUCGUUUGACCCGACCUGACCCGUUGAUGUGAAGAUUUUGGGUGGGAACAUUGAUCACAUUUCCACAACAGUUUGUAUAUAGAAAGAUUCUGGACGGCCGGCUGAGUAUUCAUUCAAAGCAAUGAACCCAAUUCAAAGACUUUGUUUCGCCAUUUUCAGAAAACCUCUGCUAAACCCGGCUGCCUCUACUCAUGCGGCUCUCCGUCGUCUCUCUGGCAAAACCGGUGACGACGAGUGGAACGUCGCGUGGGAAACCGCAUGGCUGCCGGAGGAUCUAUCGGGGAAGAACCGAGCUCCUUGGGAGACUGAUGUUAACUUCUCCCUUCCGGAUGACACCUCGAACUCUCCUCAUACUCCCCUUCCGUCGGAAGUUGACGGCGAAACCAGGGCAUUUGUGGAGGAGAUGAACGACAAUUGGGAUCAGAGAAAGGGGAAAAGUCCUAAAAAAAGCUCAGACGCUGAUGAUAUUGCCAAGAAAAAUGAAAAUGAGAGGUCCAUUUAUAGUUUAGAGAAUAUGAGGAAGGAUUAUAGAGUUAAGAAACAGAGAAUACAUGCGGGAUUGUGGGUGAAGGAGAUUGAGAAGAUGGAGGAAGCCAAGCUUGGAGUUGGCGGCAAUGCUGAUGAUAUCGAAAAGUUGCUGGAUAGCGCCUCCGAGAUUUUUGACUCUGCAAAUGAUGACUUGAAGAACGAUUUACAAGUGUCAGGUAUUGAUAUAAAAAACAAGCCGGAUGGAUGGGAAACAACAUCAAAGAGUGUAGAUGGGAACAUCUGGGAGAUGUCACAGAGAGAAGAAGAUCUUUUGCUUCAAGAGUUUGAGCGUCGAAUUGCAUUCAACAAGUUCCAGAUAGGGAGCUUUAUAAAGACACACAUAUUCAGUAGAAGGAGACCAAUAGAUGGGUGGAAGUACAUGAUAGAGGAGAUAGGACCAAAUGCAAGGAAAGGAGGGAAAGGAAGUGUUACCAGGUUACCCACAUUAGCUGAUGCAUCCACUCAGCCCUUUCAUCAAGAGGGCACACCAACUCCACAUCAUGCUCAAAGAAGAACAAGGACAAGAGGCAACUAGCUCUUUCUCUGCCAGGUCAGUCUCACGUGGUGGGGUUGUCUCUAAAACAUCACAUUGUAUCCAAUCUCAACUUCAUUCAUUGUGUGUAACAUAUUACAUUUGACUACUUGUGAUCAUAAUAUUUGUUUAAUAUUUUCUCUUUUUGGGGGGAGUAACCACCAAGAAUUAAACAAAAGGGAAAUGAGCAAAAAAACACCACCACUCCAUGAAUCUGUGUGUUAAUUUGGUUAAACUGUGCAGUUAAAUAAUAUGUUCAUGCAUGAUACUAAGAAAAAUCCUAGGAACCC